AAUGUCUGCUGUCAAUGAUGUAUAGAUUAGUGUUACAGAAAUCUCUCACAGUGACAGGUGUUAGUGAGUGUUGUCACAUUACCCGUGUAUCACCAGACCGGGUCUGGAUCAGUGAUAGAUAUAACAAUCUCAUCUUGACAAACACAGCAGGUGAUAAACUACAUCAUCUGACUGAUAUAACUGAAUAUGGAGCUGGAGUACACACAGUGACUCGGGACGGUGAUUUAAUUUAUAUAGACAGUCACGGUAACAUCCACAAACUCUCUACAGAUCACACAGUACAGACUACAUUAAUAAAGUACAACACAGCACCAUGGAUACCACAGUGUGUCUACAGCUCCCCCUCCACUGGAGACCUGCUGGUCGGGAUGUAUAGAGGUAAUACAGGCAAGGUAAACCGUUACAAUAACACAGGAGAACACAUACAGACCAUACAGCACAACAACAAUACAGGUCAGGGACUGUAUAGAGUACCUAUCUACAUCACAGAGAACCGCAAUGGAGAUGUUAUUGUGUCUGACUGGGACCGUGAUGCUGUAGUGGUGACAGAUCAGGGAGGUAAACAUCGCUUCUCCUACACAGGACCUCCAUCAGGAUCACGACUAUCACCAAGUGGAAUCUGUACUGACGCGCUGUCACACAUCCUGGUGUGUGAUGAUAACACCAACACAGUACAGAUGAUUGAUAAAGACGGACAAUUCCUGUCAUUGAUACUGACAUCACAACACAGGAUAGACUCACCAUGGAGCCUGAGUUAUGAUGACAUCACUAACCUGUUCUUGGUGGGAUCAUGGAACAACAACACAGUAAACAUAUACAGACUUAUCUAUGGAGGGGAUAAUCUGACCGAUCCAAACAGUGAUGAUAUAAAUGAAGUUGAUGAGUUGAAGAAGUUUCUGAGGAAGGAGAAGACAACUGUUUUCCACGCCAGAGGGAUACUUGUUGGGUGUGCUGAGGCAGGAAAAACGACUCUGCUGAAGCGAUUAAGAGGGCAAUGUCAAAAUGUCAGCGAAGCUACAAAGUCAUCCAGGGGAAUAACAACACUGCUGAAGCGAUUAAGAGGGAAACGUCAAAAUGUCAGUGAAGUUACAGAGUCCACCAGGGGACUGGAAGUCCAUCAACAUCUCUUCAUUGUUAAAGAUGGAGUUUUAGAAGUGACUGAUGAUGACUCACCAUUGAAGACAUUUAUCAGGAUAAACGCUGCAGAUCUGAAACCAGACCCAAGCAGUGCAGUUUCUGUCUCCAAUACAAAUGGAAAAGAAGACAAUUUGGAACUAGGAAGUACUGAUAAAAACACUGAAGUAGUUUAUAGCCGAGAAGAAGAGAAAGAAGAGAAUGUGGAAAUGUCUAGUUCACCAACUGAGGGCACAGAAGAAGAGAAUACAGUAGAGGUAAUGGCCAGUCUUCUUUCCUCAGAAGCUUCAGCUAUGGUGAAAGAUGAAAUUUUUCAGAAAAUCUUGUCUGAUAAAAAGAAGUUACCAUCAGUAAGCAUGCUGGAUUUUGCUGGCCAGUUAGCGUAUUAUGCUUGUCACCAAAUUUACGUAACACCAAAAGCCUUCUUCAUCCUUGUCUUGGACAUGACUAAGAAGUUUGAAGAUGUUGUCAGUAAAGAGAAAGACAAUCAAGAAGGAUCAAUCUUCUCCGUGUGGACUUACAAAGACUACUUGAAGUUUUGGAUUACCUCAAUCAAGACAUUUGGAGGCCAAAAGGCACCACUGUUUCUUGUUGCCACACACACGGAGAAAAAAUCUACAGAUGAAAUAGAGAAGUAUUUUGGGGAGUUCUGGAAAGCUGUACCAGAUGAGGACAGAGAUUGGUUGAGUGAGUCUCUGAAUGAUCAGGAAUAUGCAGUAGGUCUAAAGGAACUUAAUGAUAAUACCAAGGAAAUGCUAGAGUCAAUAAAGAAGUCCAUAGUGGACUUAUUUACAGAUGAGAACAAUACAAAAAUUGAACUGCCUUCUUCAUGGGCUUUAAUGGAGCAGUUAUUAUAUGAAGGAGCCUGGAAGGUUUUGUCCCUGAGUGAAAUCUGGAAGCUCAACUUAUCUCUUCCACGUGAAUACCAAAUCAAAAGUGAUGAGGAAAUGUCUAAAUUUUUAAAAUGUUUCCAUGACAAUGGCCUUCUUUUGAAUUUUGAAGAAGAUGAAUUGAGGGAACAUGUUAUUCUAGACAUUCAGUGGUUUGCUAAUGCUUUCAAUAAGGUAAUUGCAGAUGAAAACCACAUCAAUAAAGAUUGUAAAAGGAAAUUAAUCAAAGAGUGGAAAUCCUUCAACAAAACGGGGGAACUUAAAGAUAAAGUGAUAGAUGCUUUGUGGCAAGAUGAACCCUCUUACUUGAAACAUAAAAGUGAAAUUAUGCCAUACAUGGAGAAACUUCAAAUGCUGGUACAUUUGAAUGCAUUUGAGGCUGUAUCAGAAGGCGGCAUGUCAUGGUAUGUCCCAUGUAUGAACAAAAAGCAGUUUAAAGCUGACUUCCGUGAAGAUAAAUGGGAAUGCUCAUCCGUUUUGUGCUAUCGAUUUACUUCCUUUGCCAUGUUUGUGUUCUACAGACUGGUAGCAUACUGCAUAAGUUUUCUAAGAUGGAGUGUUGCAAAAGAUGAAGAUAAUGAAGGAAAUCUGUGUCUUUAUCAAACAGCAGCUGCGUUUGAUCACAAUGAACACACUGUUGUUAUUGGCAUAUGCAAUGAUGAUAUUCAGUUGCAAGUGUUCAGAAUCAAACCAUUAACUGUAGACAAAGAAGUAUCAAAUGAAAUUGGAGACUCCAUUGAUAAGGCAAUAGAAAAAUUGACAGAAACAUUUAUUGACACAAAAAUAUUCCAUAGAGGAUUCAAAUGUCAAAACAUUAUUUGUAAUGAGAAAGAUCUAUCUUUUACCCUUGCAAGUGAGCUCUCCAAUAUCAAGGCUGAAGAAACGCAGUGCAAGUGUCAACUUCAGGAGAAACAUAUGAUAAAUGUACAGGCAACUAAGAGUUUUUGGGAAAAGACAAAAAUGAGUCUUUCUAAAACUCCAUUGACUUCUGUCGGACAUGACCUUGAGGGACGAUCGAGAUUUGCAAAACUUGGAAUGGCAACAAACGAUGUGUUAAAUCAGGCAUACAGAGAUAUACUAGAGAUGGAGGUUCCCCCUUUCCUAAUUUACAACAAGGUGAAAGCAUCAUCAAUUUAUAAAAGAUUACGCCCAGAGCAAGAAUAUCUCUUACAAAAUCCUCAACAAUCAGGAUAUAAGAACUUUGACAUUUCAUUAACAUACACAUUGAUCAGAAACAUAUGUUCAACGAUCCCUAAACCAACCAAAGGAAAAUGGGGAGAAGAGCCUGCAGCAGGGGAGGUAACAGUGGGUGAUGAUAUCGAGAGAAUUAGGUCCAUCCGAAACAGUUUGACUGCUCAUGUGAGUUCAGCCUCCACCUCUCAGACAGAAUUCGUUAAAACAUGGACGACGAUGACCAAUAUCUGCCAAAGAUUGGAAACCUACACUGGAAAGAAUUACUUGGAUAACCUGAAUAGCAUUUAUAAACUGACUUUAAAAGAUGAAGAUGCUAUUUUAGCUAUCAUAGAAAAAGUUAACAAGGAACAACAUGAUAUGUUGAAGAAAGUCAUGUCAGAUAUGCAAAAAUUAAUGUCAGAUAUGCGAGAAGUUAAGUCAGAUAAGAAAAAUUUAACGCAAAAUUGAUGGCGACAGGCAAUGAUUCCCAAAUUAGAAUUUUUAUGCAUCGAACAUAUGUAGAGUGACUUUAACUUUUAAAAAAUUGAAAACCAGCCUUUAACAAUUGUGGAGCAUGAAAAAUCAAAAUUUUAGGAAGCAGCAGAGACUUUGUGAGAGGAGAUGGGUGAGCAGUAGGUGCACUCAUUUAAAGAAAUACAUCCAUAGAAUGAUAUUUGAUUUUUAACCCUCCAAUCAUUAUUCAAUAUAUGUACUGAUGUAUUGUACUUCUUUUGGAUUACUGUUCUGUGUAUAGGGUUUCAAUAGUGACUCAUGUAUGGAUAGCCUUCAGAAUCGUGCACUAAGGUAUUUUUAGUAUUACGUAGAUUUACUUUCCUUCUGACUUUAAAUGGCGGAGUUGGAUGGCUCGCAUUUAUAAAAUUGAUGGUUAAAUGUGUUCUGGAUGUGGAACUGUUUGAUAAUGAUGGACAAGGACUGACUUACCAAAACAAAUCAUUCUACUGGGAUUACAAUAAUCAU
This is a messenger RNA of Saccostrea echinata, 4175 nucleotides long. RefSeq lists its product as uncharacterized. Gene Ontology annotation, biological process: negative regulation of translation; protein polyubiquitination; proteasome-mediated ubiquitin-dependent protein catabolic process. Gene Ontology annotation, molecular function: translation repressor activity; ubiquitin protein ligase activity. The record is from RefSeq and is a predicted model, not a curated record. Bases 15 to 3665 code for a protein of 1216 amino acids. NCBI's taxonomy places the organism in Eukaryota, Metazoa, Mollusca, Bivalvia, Ostreida, Ostreidae. The transcript is spliced from 6 exons.